UUCGUCAUCAUGGGGAAAGAUGAGUGCAAAACAAUGCUGGACGCUUUAAACAAAGUGACCGCCUGCUACAGGCACUUGGUCAUCGCCCUGGGAAGCACUUCGGACUCGCAGAACCUGCGAGAGGAGCUGAAGAAGACCCGCAAAAAGGCCCAGGAGCUGGCCGCGGCCAACAGGACUAAACUGACUUCCCUGCUCAAAGACAAGUCCAUCAGCAAAGAGGACCGGGCCGAGUACGAGCGCCUAUGGGUGCUGUUCUCGAGCAGCAUGGAGCUCCUGGAGGUGGACAUGAAAAGGUCCCUAGAGAUAGGGCAGGAUUUCCCCAUCAAGGUGCCGACGAGGCACUUCAUCCAAACCGGGAUGACCGGCAGCACCACCACCGUGGCGGCCCGGGCCAUGAGCGUGCAGAACAUGAAGUACGAGGCGGACAGCAACAUCGACACGGUGGACCUCCGGGAGCUGCAGACCGAGAUCACCCAGGUGAGCCAGAUGAUGGAGGAGAUGGAGAUGAAGGUGCAGGUGGCGCCGUGGGCCGUGGAGGCGAAGCAGGAGGCGGGCGCGGAGCUCAAGUCAAACAUGAGUGUAGGAAAUUCCUCCGUGGGUGUCAUCUCCAUCUGCGAAGAGGAGCCGAAAGAAGAGGAAGGAGGCGGCAGCAGAGACUCUGGCAUUGCCUCGGUCUGCGCUGUGUUUGUAUUCUUUGUCAUCCUUGCGUCCGCUGGGAUUUUAGGAUAUCUGGUCGUCAACAUGUCCUGAAGUGUCUAACAAACAACCCACUUAUGGACACCAUGCGCUCCACAAGAGAGAGAACGACCUUUUUUUGAGGAGCUGGACAAUUGUGGACACGCGAAAUUACUCAUCUUUAUCGGAUUUGUGAAUGUAGGCUAUUCGGUGGAGUUAAGGAGUUGCACUAGAUAUAAAAUGUAGAACAACACAAUGGACCAUGGGCACCAUUUCAGGUUAAGUAUUUUUAAGGGGCCAAGAGGUUGUGUAUUUUUGGAGAAAAAAAAGUCAUGAAGUUACGUGACAGUGUCUGGCCAUCAGUUUGAUGCAUACAACACGUAAUCCAAGUGGAUUAGUAGGAAAGCUCAAGCGUAAAUGUAGCCUACUGUUAUGUAUUCCCCUUAAUGUUCUGCAGAUUGAUGCUUUAAAUGUAUCAUUUCAAUCCAAAGUCAGGGGGCAUGUAGUCAGAGAAGGGUCAUGAUGUAUAGAAACUAAUAGAGCCAGUAUUCCGGUUGGAUCAAAUCUGCACUGUUCCACACCCUUAAGCACAGUUUUAAUACUUCAUCAAUUCUGUACAGCAAGGUUUUUAGUAGGCCUGCAUCUUACUUCAUUGCAUCAAAUCACAAUGUGCUUCAUGAAACGUAAGUACAAGAGGGAUCCACAGUCUUUUAAUAAUGCACCUGUUCACUGUAAGCCUGUCCAUGUUCUUUUUCAGGGUUUUCUUGCAAACAGUCUUGAAUGUAUGCAUUGCAACAUGUGAAUAGAAGGGUUUUUCACAACCUACAGACUUUGGUGUCAGAUAAU
This is a messenger RNA of Trematomus bernacchii (emerald rockcod), 1521 nucleotides long. RefSeq names its product regulator of G-protein signaling 9-binding protein. NCBI's taxonomy places the organism in Eukaryota, Metazoa, Chordata, Actinopteri, Perciformes, Nototheniidae. Bases 10 to 750 code for a protein of 246 amino acids. The record is from RefSeq and is a predicted model, not a curated record. Gene Ontology annotation, cellular component: neuron projection; photoreceptor outer segment. Gene Ontology annotation, biological process: detection of light stimulus involved in visual perception; G protein-coupled receptor signaling pathway. The transcript has a single exon.